Paramisgurnus dabryanus is the source of this 3024-nucleotide messenger RNA. RefSeq lists its product as uncharacterized. The record is from RefSeq and is a predicted model, not a curated record. NCBI's taxonomy places the organism in Eukaryota, Metazoa, Chordata, Actinopteri, Cypriniformes, Cobitidae.
CUUUUCGGUUCUUGCCCAUCUGUUGCAUCGACUCACCAAUUGAACAACUUUAAAAUUAAAUUGGAGGAGCUGAAAUAGGCUACACAGCAUAGGGGCUACAGAGGAAGCAACGUAUAAGAUUGUGAGCAGCAGUCAAGAGUUGAUAGUUAAGACCAGUCCUCUGGAAGAAGCAGUUGGACUCUUGACUCUUAUGCUGCGUUCCAGGCAGGUUUUUGAGCCCGUGAAUUACGACUUCAAAACCACGACUCACGACUCAAUGCGUUCCAGGCAGCCUGUAACUCGCCUGUAACAUAUCAGAACAAAGACAUUUAUGCGAAUUUGUAACAACAUGAGAAAAGAUGAAACGCCUAAAUGACCGUAAUGUUGUGGAGACAUACUUUGAAGGACAGCAUUUGAGCUUGUCUGACCUAAAAGAAGAGAAUAUAACAAAUGGGUAUCUAUUUAAGAACAACAUACCUGCUUAUCCUGAAUCUGUAGAAUUCCAAGUGCAGAAGUUGUCCCAUGUCACUGGGAGAUAUGGGCUUGAGGGUAUUUUUCAUGAUUCAGGAUUUAGACAGCCAUCAGACACAUCCCAUUUUCUCUGGUGGGCAUUAUCAGUGUCACCUGAUGACAUACGCUCUGCCGAGCAACGUUUUUUGGCGUCCUUAUUUCCUCAUACCCAAACUUACAACCCACAGCCCUUUCUUGAAUACUUCACCACCUCCAAGGCCUUCCAGAAAGAAUCUCCGUAUGGAAACUUCUGCUUCACAUUUUCAUUUCGAGACCUCCUGCGUCUCUAUGGUGCCCAGUUCUGUACUGGCACUCCAGUUCUGCGGGUUUAUGAGACGGUGUUGUACCGGCGAGAGAUUCUCUAUACCAUCGUUGUGCAUCCUCGCAACAUACAUCUUUAUGACAGUUAUCCACGACUUCCUGAUAUUGGUGAUGGUGUGUGUGGGUAUCGUGAUUAUAACAUAUGGUGGCAUUGUCAGGCCCCCUCAGAAACCUACAGGCACCGGCUUAAUGUAAACCGGCGGAAUUCCAGUGUUUAUGUAAGCCCCCAUAAAGAAGAAUAUUAUGUGUGGGAUCAUGUUUGUGUAGCCUUUCACAUGGAGCCGGAUUGGGUGUUGAAUGUGGAACCGAACAAGCUAUUUCAAAAAGUUAAUGUGUGUGAAGUGUCUCAGCCCUGUCUCCUAAAACCCCCAGAGACUCCACUGAGUUUUCAUGAGGCUAAGAAUAUUCUAGACAAUCUCAAACCCAGUAAGGGCUGGGGCUUUUAACUAGGAGGUCCAAUGUGGAUGGAGUUCAGAUGCAAAAGCCUUAACGGCACCUCUGUGAAAAAUGAGAUAAUAAUAGUAACCAAAUGCUCUACGCACAUAUACAUUCAUCAAAUACUUUUGCUUCAAAUCCGCCGCCUCAGGUCAUUUCGAAAUACUGGUUUGUUGGAAGAAUCCAUAAUGAGUCUGAUAAAAAAAUGCUCAUUAACAAGAAAACAUGUCAAGCCCGGAGUAUAAUCUUUUUUACAUGUACGCAAACGUAAUCGCUCGGUCAAAGCAGAGCCUUGCAAAGUAUAGUUUAUUUGACUCGUACGUGUCCUCGGAUGUUUGACGCAUGUACAAUGUACACAGGGUUUGAAAAAUCUGUUGGUGUGCGUAUACGCAGACCCCUUACUUAGAGGGUUUUGCAUCUGAGGUCUGCCAUUACAAACUAACACAUUUAUCCCCGAAGAACCCAAGAACCCUUUUCUUCUUCAGCAAUUAACACCAGUUAAAUUUAACCCCGUGAGUUCUACACGGUUAAAAAGUUAUAUUUUAUAGCAUUAAUGAGUUAAUCACUUGUUAUAUUAUGUAACUGUAACUAGUAAUUUAUUAUAGGAAGAUUUGGUCACAUUUUAGGCAUGUAUAUUUCCUGUACAACAAUGUUACUACCACAGGAUGAUGUAUAGUUGGGAAAAUUAAUGAUGUACUUAUGAUUAUUUCCCAAAACUAUAGUACAUCUGUCAGAGACGCAAUUAUUUGAACCACAUUGAAAAUGAAAAGAUACUGAAAAUCACAUUUGCAUUCAUUUUGGAAAGCUUUUUAUUGAGAAACAUUAUGUGUUGUUAUUCUGUUUAUUGUUUUUUUAAUUCAUUCUUUGUAUUGUCUUUCACUGUAUUGUAUAUAACGUAUUGUUUAUUCAUUAAAUUUUUCCAGUUUUUUCCUUUACUGCUUUACUACACUUUAAAUGUAUUGGCCCCUUAAUUUAUUAAGGGUGUUCUUGAAUGAAGAUUAUAUGCAUUUGGAUAAAAAAAGCAAUCUUUUGAGCUUCCCCCUUUCUAUAUAAACACACAGUCAUGGACUUUUUGUUUUUAGUGCACCUGUUGCAGUUGCACCUUGUUUCAUUUAAAUAAGAACUUGGAAUAUAGUGUUCAUUUUUGAUUUUGGGAUUUGACUCAGGUCCCUUUAACUGUCAUUUGAUGAAAAACAGGAUUAUAUAUUGACAGAAUGCUAAUUUGUCUUGAACUAUACUGUACUUCCAAACGUCUGCUAUAGGUUUUUGUAAUUACUCUGUUUUUUUUUUGGAUGUAAGCUAUGUGGAGGACACAUUUUACUUUAGCUGUCUGAUUUUUUAAUAUUGCAAUCUGAGAAUGUGUUGCAUUCUGUCUAUGCUGCAUAAAUAAAACACUUGUGAGGAAAUAGAUUUUUUUGUAGUUUGACAAUUGGUCCUCACAAGGUUAACCUGUACGUACACAGAGAGAGACAGAGACAUACAAAGGGUAAAAUGGCAAAACCACAAAACAUUCCUGAUUUUGUAUCUUUGCCUUUGAAGAAUGUAAGAAUUGGUCCUGUGUACGUGUAACCCUUUUCUAACCCUUUUUUUUUGCAUGGAACAUCUAACAACAUGUGCAACUAUUUGAGAGUUUGGUAUAAAUGUUGUGUGCUUUGAUUUAUUCUUUGUCCUCUCACUGCAGAACUCUCUCUGUAAAUGUCAGAUGACCUUGCAAGAAUAAAACUUGGAAAGACAUUUGGUAUUUAAAUCUUUAUUUCAUUCUCAGUUAUAACUAUUUCU